AUGAACUCUCCUAGGCAUCAAAUUGGGCAUGGAAUAACUGUCGCAUCCAUUGCUGGGAAUUACAUAGACAAGGUUUCUUAUUUUGGGUAUGCUAACGGAACCUCUAGACGUCGCGCCCGAGCUAGGAUAGCAGUAUAUAAGGUUGACUGGGAAGAAGGAUGCAAUGAAUUGGAUUUUCUUUCCGGAAUAGAAAAUGCCAUUGCUGAUGGUGUUGAUGUUAUUAUCAACAUCUCCUUAGGAAUGGAAGAGUCCACCAUGCUUACAAAUGUUAUAUUAAUGGGAACAUUCGCUGCCAUGGAGAAAGGCAAAUUGAAGCAGCCGAGCGCCACACAGGCGGAGAUCCGGCAGAUUGAAAGGGUUAGGCUGAGGGUUCCUGCCGUUGAGAGGGUGUACCCGAAGUUUCUCUUUACCGCCAACCUCAUCAAGGCCCAGCUUGUCAACCCUGCCGAGAGCACUGUGAAGCCAGACGUAAUGGCACCCGGGUCACAGAUUUUGGGUGCUCGGGUUCCAAAUAAACCAGCAGGCUAUGUGCAAUGGUUGGAGUUUCCUUCCUUGGCUUCUCCCCAUGUUACUGGCUUGGCUGCACUUCUGAAAAGCGCACAUCCAAAAUGGAGCCCGCCUGCUAUCCGAUCUACCAUAUUAACUGCUAAUCCAUUUGAUAAUAGACAAACUCCGAUUCAAGAUGCGGGCAACAAUUUUCCAUUUGCUUCACCUCUAGCCAUGGGGUCGGGUAUGAUUUUAGCACGAACAUUUGGAGCUUAUCAAAUACAGCACGUGGAAUCAAGGAGUAAGAAGAAUUAA
Molecule: messenger RNA, 801 nt
Organism: Prunus mume (Japanese apricot)
Lineage: Eukaryota; Viridiplantae; Streptophyta; Magnoliopsida; Rosales; Rosaceae
Source: RefSeq, a predicted model, not a curated record